GUGUGCGAUCUUGACUUGUGAGUGAAAUACGGUUGGCGAGUACAUAGAUAGAGUGACACAGUUUAAUAGAAUAUAAACAGUUUCGAAAAGCUUGCUGAAGAUAAUGACGUGUGAUUAGGCAUAAAACCGCGACAACUCAAGAUAGCAGAAUUUCAGCUGAUACGUGAAAUUAUAUAUUCUAAACUGGCCGUGUUAAACGCUUCUUUACUUUAAAAAGGACUAAGGCUAGGCCUUAAAUCUGGUGUUUAAACCCUUACUGGUCGUUCAGCCGCUAUUGCAAUACUAACCAACGGUUUGCGCACGUGUAUAAGGUUACAUUAUAUUGGAUGCAAUUAUCCAUUAAUUGCGCUUAAACAGUUUAUUAUUAUCCGAUUGUGUUGUAACAAUAAGUGAUAUAUCUCUCGCCACGAGAUGGCUUAAUCCAUCGGAUAUAUCUACGUACGAGAAAGAUCCAACCAUCAACAUGGAGGGCGAGGAUGUUACUUGGGAUACGGUGGUCAUCCCUGGUGUAGAGGACACAUUGAGUCUGGAGGUUAUACAACAUCAACCUGUGAAACUGCUUUUCCAGUCACAUAAUGCAAGGGACACAAUUCAAGCAGAGCUAUUGCACAGUGGAUGCAAGAGUGGAGUCCCCUGUUCCAGACUGGGUCAUAGCGUACUGCAUAAUGGAGCUCAGUCUUUCUUGACAUUUUCUGUGCAUCCAGCCAAUGAAGGAUCCUCAAUACUGCUCAAGGUUGCCUGGGUGCUUCUGCUGACCUUGUUAAGCGUCUUGCUGAUAUGGAUGAUCAGAAAAUCAUGGAUGAAAAGAAAAAUCAAACCCAGGGGAGAUGUCCCUGGAAAGGAUGGUUCCACACAUUGUACUGGGGAUCCAAAACCUCGUGACUGCUUGAACAACCUGAUCUGUGCUGCUGACAAUGUGCCUUCAUUGGCCUCAAAAUCUGGAGCCGAAGCUGUGAAUUCCCAAAUGAUUCCUGACGCAAAGUCCUUGGACACCACCAGGCUACACUCCACUAUGUCAUGGACACCAUAUUUAGUGAUUCUUAGCCUUGCUGGGAUGAUGUGCGUUCUGCUGGUGAUGAACCCAUUUACAACUGGCAUAGCUGAUGACAGUAUUCCUACCCUUCGAAUAUCAGUUCCACAAGAGAAGCACAUACGGCAUGUGAGGUCCUAUGCCACUGACCCUAGCCUGCGCGAUGUACAGAUUGGCACCGAGUCCAGUUCCGUGUUUGUCACCAGACUUCAGCUGCUCGACCUGUCUAAGGACUGUCGUAAUAACCUAACCCAGUGUAGGGUCCACGCCUUGUGUAGCAGCCAGGGUCCAGGGCUGGGCAUGCAGUGUCGAUGUAACAGGGGCUUCUACCUGAAGGAUCUCCUAUGUGUUCCAUGCAGAACGUCCUGUGAUGAUGGGUUUUACAUGACAGAGCAGUGUAGCAUGGAGACAGAUGUCGUGUGCAAACCUUGCAGCCAUUGCAGUGGUAGUACUUAUGAGGCUGCUGCAUGUACCACCACCCAGGACACCAUAUGCAUCGAUGUGACGUUUCCACUGAGGCAGUUUGAGGCUAAAAUGGCAUCUUUAAGAGCAGACCUGGUGACUGUCAAUGUGAGCAUGUCCAGAAACUUGUUCAUGGAGCGAUUGGAUGGUAUCAAGAAACUGGAAGAGUCCAUCUACCUAUCCAGCAAUAAACAGGCCCUUGGCUUUGUGUGGGUGCGACCUGAAUCAGGUCUGACCAUUACAAUCAGGGCAUCAGAAAUAUUCCUGAUUCCUGAGUAUGCUGAUAUCAACUACAUCGAUGACGAGAAGUUUAUAAACGGUUCUGGCUCAAUGGAUGUCAAAGAACAGAUGGCAUCCAUUCGAAAAAACAACUGCAGACACCCCCUCCCAGAUGAGUACGACCUGAACAUGCUGGUGGGUAACGACCUUGCCAGUGUUGCGCGAGAGAUCGUGUGUGACUCCCAGAACACCAAUCUCCCACGGUGCCCCAGCGACUACAAGGACGGGGACAAAUAUGUGGCCCAGAUAUUCAGCAAGCCUUGCUCUAAAGUUCCCGAAAAGGCAGAGCAUGCUCAGUUUAAGACGAUCUCAACAAACACCAUCCAGUGUCCUGGCAACUCUGAAAUCGCCAAGGAGAUCUUCAACAAGAGGUAUGCUGACCCCGCAUAUCUGACCUUCCCGCCUGAAGAGUGCAAGAGCAACAUGGAGACAUGUGGACGUUGCUUGACAAAACAGGCGUGUAUAUCUGGUUCCAACGAGACCGACUGCUGCAACCUCCAGUGUCACGCUUCCUCGGAGUGCCAGCAGUUCUACAGUGAACAAUGCCCUGCACCGGAUAUAGAAUGUUCAAGAGGCACUAUUGUCCGAAUUGGAAUUGUGCCGCGGUUCGAACACAUAAUGGACGAAUUCAGCUGUCACUUGCGACAUCACCCACCGACUGCACUUUACCGAUUUUCGUACGAGACGACCGUGCCAUGGCUGAACUUCUCGUUUGGCUCACGGGUCAAGGAAGUUCCCUACAAGAACUUCACUGACUUCAUGCAUGGAUUUGAGGAAGAAGCAUUCAUCAGAAUGAAUCAUUUCACAGAGAGCAGAUAUGAUGACGAGGUCAUCUUGAAGGGUUCCUUCAAGCAUCAGGACCCAAGGAAGGCCGAGAACUUCACACUUCAUAAGAUGAAAAACAUUAACGACCUUCGACGAUCUCCAUUCACAAUAAGUUCGAGCACGACUAAGUUAUUUACUAAGAUACAAUUUGAACGUCCAUUUCAACAUUCUACACUAACGUGGAUUGAAGGAGGUUGCGAUAAGAAUUUGUCUCAAAUUUUGCCCUCCCAGCCAAUAUAUGAAGACUAUGGAAAAACUGUUCAACCACCGGAGAAAAGGAUGGACAAUGGCCAGUUUGUGUAUCAAAUCAUGUCUAAAGAUGAGCUUCCGCAUAUCAGGUUUUCAAUACCAGAAAAUACUUCAGUUAUGUCAUUUUACAAGGAUCGUUACGGAGAUUCGAAAAUGAAUCCUUGGUCUUUGAAUGGCGAACUGUCCUGGAUAAAGCAAAUGCAGUCUUGGAAUAUCACACUUACUGGAUCAGUUACCAUUUGUCCCGGACUUUUUACUUUGGAAGUCUUCCUCGAAGCGACAUCUGAACGCGUUGCAAACUAUGACAUACUUGUAGCCUGCCCAAAGGACUUUUCAACAACGUUCAUUUUACGAUGCAACUCGGUCAACGUUGUAGACGUUUUCUCUGUUGUCAUAAACGAUUCCUCCACAAGCCAUAAGAUUGUUUUGUCGUCCGUGCAAGGACCCCAAUAUUUUGUGGAUUCACACAGUUAUGCGGAGACAUCACAAAUAAACGAAUCAGCGCCGUGGCUUUUCCUCUUGGCAAUUGUUGCCAUCUGCUUUUGCAUAGCAGUAUUCCUACUAAUGUUCUAUGUUAAGUGUAAUAAAAAUAAACCGAAAACUGCUGUCACGGAUAUCCCUGUACCUAAGCCAGAUUUGGGACCGCAAAUGACUUUGCUUAAGAGCAUCGACAAGAUUGAAGAGAUUAGGGAAUCCAAGAAAACCAAAUUGAUAAAACUUGUUCUAACUGUGCUCUACGUGACCUACGCGGUGAUAUUCUCUUUCUGUGCGACGUUCGGCAUUUUUCAUGCACUUCAACAGCAUCAGAUUAACGAAGUUGGAGUGGCAGUCAAUGUAAGUUCUCAUGUUAAGGCUCUUCUGCAAGUCAGCCUUGAUGAGAUUGUCAGGAAGGAGACUGAUCAAGUGCAACAGAUGUUGGACAAAAUUGGCAAGCGUAUGCAUGCUUGCAGUAAUCAUUUAAAAUCAUCUUUUAAUGACAGCAGUCCGCAGAAUGUGAAUGAAAAUUUAUCAAACACGAUGAAACUAAUUUUUAAUAAUAGCUCGGGAAUUGUUAAAGAAAAACUAAGAGACUAUUCCAGAAAAAGACUUAUUGUGUACCAAAGAGGAAUGACAAAAUUUCUAAACGAAUUUAAUAAGACAUUGGACAAAAACUUGAAAUCAAUUCAGAUCAAAUAUGCAUCUUAUUUGCAAUCUGUUGCUACAAACAAGUGGUUUAAGUUUCCACAACAACUGUUUAUGGAGCAGCAACUACUUCAAAGAAACCCACUAAACAAGGUGACAGACAAUUUAGCGGCGUUCCUGACGUGGUUGGAAAUCGACAAGGUUCAGGAAAUCUUCGAGAUCAAAAAGAUGCUGAUGGAAAGGGUUACAUCUAUGCUGCCGACGUUAGACUUUUCAAUGCUUGAAGAUGUUGGCGAGAUUAGCGGCAUUCAACAGAACCCUGAAGAAGAUUAUUUCGUCAAUCUUAAGCCGUCUGCAAAUUUCUUUAAGUUCUCUUUUAGCGAACAAGAAAGCAGUUUAAGAUUUAACUCUGAGCCAGCGAAUGGAAAUGAAAAUACAAUGGCAACGGAAGAUGACAAUUCAGUACUAAGAAUUCGUAGUGUUAUAUUGCCUCUUUUCGUAGGCGUCUUUGUGUUGUUGGAUAUUUGUUUGCUAGUGUAUAGAUCAUCGUGGUUAAUUCAGUCGUGGUAUGCGUUUAAGCAUGGUUUAGAUGACCGUAUUCCAUGCGACACAAUUACCAAAAAAUUGCAUUUUAUACUGACUGGAAAGGAUAUUCCUAAGCCAGAAAAUGUAUGGGAGGAUGGGUAUGACCAUAUUCGGCGAAUGAAAGAUAAGAACUUUUGGGGUGAUAGUCGUAAAUACUUUGAAUACUGUCGCGGAUCCGACCAAGAGAGAAAAGACAUUUUGAACGAGCUGUGUGCAAAAAGUCAACAGUUAGCACCCGUAAAUAAUAGCUCAAAUAAGGGAUGUUUUCACAUUUACGGAUUAAAAGUGUUAAAACAUUCAUAUUCGCUAUUUAUGUCUGUCGUAUUUUGGAGAUUAGUGCUUAUGUGCGCAUUCGUGUUGUUAUUAUGUCUAGUUGCCAAAGUGACACAUGAUCUUGUGACAAUGGAAUCGGCGAUAUUCUUGCUGGAUAUAGACGCUAUGCAACCACUCUUGGACAGACAAAGUGACAUCAGUUUACAAGUUGUUGAGCAGUGUGUUGAAUACCUCAAUGAGUUUCUGGUGGUAUACAAAAACAGCAUUGACGGCGAGGUACAAACUAUAAACAAUAUUCUCGUUCAAGUGGCUGAAAGACAGCAACUGUUAUUGAACACCGUGAUCACAGACAUGUGCAACCUGGCGGGCUCCGAGUCCUGCGACUUUGGCACGAAUCUAGUCACCCUGUCGAUCACUUCGUGCAACUUCUUGCCGCUGCAUGCACAUCUAAGCCCAGGUGUUCAUAGUGAGAUGUUUCUCGAUGCAGUCAAGGCAGAGUUAUCUCCGUUAGUUCUCAAUCUUCGUGACAUCAUUUUCAAUUCCGUUUACCUACUGCUGAUUAGCGCGUGCUUAAUGAUCAUUUGUCAGAUCGCCGCCCGCGUUAUAUUUGUGUAUCUUGGGAAUUCAAACCAUUUAAAGCUGACCAAACUAUACCAGUUGCCGAGUGUUUGCAGUGACAUGGACGGGUCUCCUCGGUACCGCGGGGGUAAUGAGGACGAAAAGCAAUCCAAUGUAGCAGAAAGUUGUGAAAGUGGCGUAUACGACUUGACCAAUUAGUCUUAAUUAGCAUUGAAUUGUAUGUAAUUUAAAAUUAUACGAGGCUUCGCUCUUGAAUUGAGAUUUUUUUAGAUCAGUAUUGUGCUUUUUAAAUCCGAGUUUAUGACGAUACAUACUUGUUUUUUUUUAAAUGACGUUGCUUAAUGUUAUGUAUAUGCCGUUUAUUGCAUUGUGUUUAUAUUGUACGAUCAUAUUUUGAUGAUGUCUUUGUUACAUGAAAUCUGCUGUUAUAAUGUUGUUUGGUUUUACAUGCUGUGAUUCUCUCAUUAAAACAGUGAAACAACAAUGUCUGUUUGAACAGCGUAUAUCAAUUUGGCAUACUUAACAUCAAACUCUGACAUCCAAAACGAAGGAAUCUGUAAUGGCAUUACCCAUUAUUAUUUUAUUAGUCGUUUUGUGAUUUCAAAAUCGAACUGUAAGUAGAAUAAAACUUUUUAUAAUACGGUUCAUUAUAUAAUCCAAGCUAAAACAAAUUCAUUUAUGAAAAUAACAUACUUUUGUAAAACAAUAGAAUAGCUGAUGAACACUAUCUGCUUUAAAUAUUAUUCACUGACCAAAUUGUUCUCGAGUGUGUGCAGAGCAAAGGCCGAAUCGCAUCGGAGAGCGAGGGCAAUGUGGGCGAAAUGCAAUCCAAUGAAGCAGAAAGUUGUGAAGUAGGGUUUACCACUUGACCAAUUAGAUUAAUUAGAUUUGCAUUUGACCAACAUAUGUAUGAGACUUUUUAUCUGCAGACUUGCUUUUUAAGGUCGAGUGUGUGACAUUUGCUUAUUCUGAAAUGGAAUUGCUUAAUAUUAUGUUCAUGCUUAAUAUUAUGUAUAUGUAUGUGUUGUUUAUUACAUGAUGUCUUUGUUGUUGUAAGAUCAUGUUUUGAUGAUGUUUUUGUUACAGGAAAUUUAUUGUUAUAAAUGUGUUCGGUAACUUUUUGCGUGUUCGUCUAAUAAAAGGGCCUAGCUUUGUGAAGAAGGGGUUUACUGCAUGUGCGUAAAGUGUCACAGGCACAGGCUAAUCAGGGACGACACUUUCAACCUUAAGUUGAUUUUUGCUAAGAAGAUACUUUCUUGAAACGAAAGAUAUCAUAUAAGCGGAAAGUGUCGUCACUGAUUAGCUUGUGUGGACUGCACAGGCUAAUCUGAG
Molecule: messenger RNA, 6736 nt
Organism: Dreissena polymorpha
Lineage: Eukaryota; Metazoa; Mollusca; Bivalvia; Myida; Dreissenidae
Exons: 23
Coding region: 464-5602 (1712 amino acids)
Molecular function (GO): protein binding
Source: RefSeq, a predicted model, not a curated record